CAAUCGAACAGUUGAUAUCGACAUGACCAUGAGGGCUUUCAUUCAACUCUUAGUGAUCCACUUUGCUGCAAUAUAUUCCCAGCAGCUUUGUGACAAUGUUGAUGAUCAAGCGUGCCAAGGUUUUGCUGCCAAUAUUAAUAUCUGCAUUGAUCCAUGCUUAUCAAAGAUCUGUCCAAGAACAUGCAAAUUUUGUCCCCUCAAAUGUUACGAUUGUAAUGGGUUGUCCUCGCCGACAAUGUGCAACACCACAGUGAUUUGUUCAGACAAUUCUUAUUUUUGCUUCGUAACUGAGUCUUUAGGAGAUGAUUUUUCCAUCAAUUACAGACAAGGCUGCGCAAGUUCAGAUGUCUGUACACGAUUGUUUGGAUCUGCAACACCGACACUCAUUGGACGUAGGUCAAACCUUGAGGGUGAAUGUUGUGAUAAUGACCUGUGUAACAGAAAUCGUCCUGUUGGUGAAAGACAGGUCGACUUGUUUAACUUUACAUCAGCUAAGAGAACGACAACACCUUCGUUUGGAACAACCACGCCACCUAUGAUGACAACAAUGCAUCCACGAACGACAACUCCUACAUUUGCAACACAAACAACAACUCCGCCGAUGAUGACGACAUCACAACAACCUAACCUCUCAUCCAAGUGUGAUGAUAUUGAUCAUGCAUCUUGCCAGCGCCUCGCCAUGAUCAAACGAGACAUGUGUACCGAUGACUGUAUGGUACAAGCCUGCCCCAGAACGUGUGGAAAAUGCGCUGAAUGUUACUCAUGUCAACAUGUCUCAAAUCCUGCUAACUGCACAAACCAUACUGUCUGUGAGCCAGGGGAGAAAUGCUACGUCCUGAAAACACUGAGCUUUAGUGGUGAGCAGGGAUAUAAAAUGGGAUGCAUGCUUGACAGUGUAUGCAAGCAGUUUAACACUCAAGCUGGUAAUGUGUUCGGUAAGAGAAAUGAUCCUGUUGAGCUCUCAGUGGAUGGUGAUUGUUGUACAGGAGAUCUUUGUAACCACGUGGCAUUGACACAUGGGUCAACAUUCACCACCAAAGCUCCAUUCACGGGAGUUGGCUGCCGAUACACAGUUUCCAGCCAUAAUUGUCCUACAAACUUCCACCUGGUUGAUGGGAAAUGUAUGAUGGUUGGACCAAGUCAAUUGUCCUAUGCUAAAGCAGAGGCAUACUGCCAUAGUCAUUGCUCCAUGUUGAUGGAAAAUUUCUCAGAAAAGGAAGCACAGGCUAUAUCGUAUUUCAUUCAAAGUCAAUUGCGAGGUAUGUAAACAAGAAUACAAUACA
Molecule: messenger RNA, 1283 nt
Organism: Saccostrea cuccullata (small rock oyster)
Lineage: Eukaryota; Metazoa; Mollusca; Bivalvia; Ostreida; Ostreidae
Exons: 11
Coding region: 23-1267 (414 amino acids)
Cellular component (GO): membrane
Molecular function (GO): transmembrane receptor protein serine/threonine kinase activity
Source: RefSeq, a predicted model, not a curated record